AUGAAAUCUGAAAGAUCGACACUUCUUGAAUUAAAGAACAAAAUUGCAACACAAAGAGUUAAUCUUAGUCGCGAGGGUUUAGUGGAUCUUAAAAAUAUUGAAAUUCCUUCAUUCACUCCUCUUGGAAUUCAACCUAAAAUGAAAACAUUAAAUGUUUCGAACUCAAAUAUAAUAUCAUUUGAAACUCUUCCAGCAGAACCCGUUUUAAGUACUAUUAUCGCAAAUAACACACCUUUAAAUUCUUAUCUCGGUUUUUCAAGGCAGAAUCGCUUAGCAAACGUAUGUGUUAAAAAUACACCUCUUUCUGAAAGACAAUACUUCCGAAUUGAACUCCUAAUUGUUGUUGGCCAGCAUUUAAUGAAAAUUAACGGAGAAUUAAUUUCUCCUCAAGAGCGCGAAAUUGCAAGCCAAUAUCCAAUUAUUGCUCAAGCAUUAAUUGAAUCAGGUUGGAGCUUGGUUUAUCCUUGUCCCAAGAUAGAAGAAUUUAGAGACUUAGCUAUUCAAUUCAACCUCAGGUUUAAAGGAGUAGAUAAGCAAUUUACAAACGAAAUAGCUGAGCAGCACUUCAAACCACCACCAGUUCUCCCAAUUAUUCAAAAUAUGCAUGAAACAUUGAUUAGCGUUCCACCAGCUAUAUUCAAAGAAAAUCCAAUUAAGCAGGAGAAAGAAAUGAUGCAAGAUAAACAAAUGCUUAUGGAUUUGUGCAAAGAACUCGAAAGAGUUGGGAUUUUUAUUCCUAAAGACGAAAACAUCGAAGAAAAUGUCUUUAACGCUGUCCAAGGUUUAGUUGAAAUCGUUAAGAAGCUUGAUCCUUGCGCCGACGAACUUUUGAAAUUAACAGAACAAGAUGAGCAAUAA
This is a messenger RNA of Trichomonas vaginalis G3, 858 nucleotides long. RefSeq lists its product as uncharacterized. The transcript has a single exon. Bases 1 to 858 code for a protein of 285 amino acids. Lineage: Eukaryota; Parabasalia; Trichomonadida; Trichomonadidae. The record is from RefSeq and is a predicted model, not a curated record.